AUGAGAACUCCUGGAACUCCGGUUUCAAAGAUAGACAGAACACAAGCUGUAACAACACCAGGUGGAAGCUCAAGAUCUAGGGAGGAGAAGAUUGUUGUUACUGUAAGGUUAAGGCCACUGAACAAGAAAGAACAGUUAGCUAAAGACCAAGUUGCUUGGGAAUGUGUAGAUGACCACACCAUUGUGUCUAAACCACAAGCUCAAGAACGUUCGCAUCAUCAGUCAUCAUUUACGUUCGAUAAAGUUUUUGGACCAGAGACUUUAACUGAGAAUGUGUAUGAAGAUGGUGUUAAGAAUGUUGCAUUGUCUGCUUUGAUGGGCAUAAACGCAACAAUAUUUGCCUAUGGACAAACGAGCAGUGGGAAGACAUUUACCAUGAGAGGAGUAACGGAGAAAGCUGUCAAUGAUAUUUACAAUCACAUAAUCAAUACACCUGAAAGAGAGUUUACUAUCAAGAUUUCUGGUCUGGAAAUAUAUAAUGAAAAUGUCAGGGAUCUGCUGAAUUCUGAUUCCGGGCGCGCCCUUAAACUCCUUGAUGAUCCAGAGAAAGGUACUGUGGUUGAAAAACUUGUAGAAGAAACAGCUAAUAAUGAUCAACACUUGCGGCAUUUGAUUAGCAUUUGUGAAGCUCAAAGGCAAGUUGGAGAAACUGCUUUGAAUGAUACCAGCUCGCGGUCACACCAAAUAAUCAGACUGACAAUACAAAGUACUCACCGAGAAAAUUCAGAUUGUGUGAGGUCAUACAUGGCUAGUCUGAACUUUGUGGACUUAGCAGGAAGUGAAAGAGCGUCACAGUCACAGGCAGAUGGAACAAGACUGAGGGAAGGUUGCCAUAUCAAUCUAAGUCUAAUGACACUUACAACUGUCAUAAGGAAAUUAAGUGUGGGGAAAAAAAGUGGCCACAUACCGUACAGAGACUCCAAGCUUACUCGGAUUUUACAGCAUUCACUCGGUGGAAAUGCUCGAACAGCCAUUAUAUGUACAUUGAGUCCAGCUCUGACUCAUGUAGAACAAUCAAGAAAUACUCUGUACUUCGCUAACCGAGCCAAGGAAGUUACAAACAAUGCCCAUGUGAACAUGGUUGUCUCUGAUAAGCAACUAGUGAAGCAUCUUCAGAAAGAAGUGGCUAGAUUGGAGGCAGAGCGUCGCACUCCUGAUCCAUCAAGAGAAAAGGAUUUCAAGAUCCAGCAGAUGGAAAUGGAAAUCGAAGAACUUAGGAGACAAAGAGAUGAUGCACAAGUCCAACUUGAGGAGUUGCGCCAAAAGCUUCAAGGGGAUCAACAACCAAAUAAGGGCUUAAAUCCUUUUGAAUCACCAGACCCACCAGUCAGAAAAUGUCUUUCCUAUUCUGUUGCAUUGACUCCUAGCGCGGAGAACAAAAUACUAAAUCGGAAUGAGAGAGCAAGAAAGACUACGUUACGCCAAUCUAUGAUAAGGCAAUCAUCAACAGCUCCAUUUGCAUUGAUGCACGAGAUCCGCAAACUUGAACACCUUCAAGAACAGUUAGGGGAGGAAGCAACAAAAGCUCUUGAAGUGCUACAGAAGGAAGUAGCUUGCCAUAGACUAGGGAACCAAGAUGCAGCACAGACGAUCGCUAAGCUUCAAGCAGAGAUAAGGGAAAUGCGUACUGUUAAACCAUCCACAAUGCUUAAAGAUGUUGGAGAUGUCAUAGCUCCUAACAAGAGUGUAAGUGCCAAUCUCAAGGAAGAGAUAACAAGGCUCCAUUCACAAGGAAGCACCAUUGCAAAUCUAGAGGAGCAACUUGAGAGUGUUCAGAAAUCAAUUGAUAAGCUGGUGAUGUCUCUUCCAAGCAAUAUCAAUGCUCUUCAACAAGGCAACGCUGGAGAUGAAACACCAAAGACAAAGAAUCAUCAUCAUCAUUCAAAGAAGAAGAAGCUUCUUCCAUUGACACCAAGCAGCGUAUCAAACCGCCAGAAUUUCUUGAAAUCUCCAUGCUCUCCUCUUUCAGCUACUAGGCAAGUCUUGGAUUGUGAUGCUGAGAACAAAGCUCCUCAAGAGAACAACAANUCUGCAACCAGAGGGACAACGACACCACAAGGGUCUGAGAAAGAGACUCCACAGAAAGGAGAAGAAAGCGGAGANGUCUCGUCAAGAGAAAGCACUCCAGGUUACAGGAGAUCAAGCUCAGUGAACAUGAAGAAAAUGCAGCAAAUGUUCCAAAACGCAGCAGAGGAGAACGUGAGAAGCAUAAGAGCUUACGUAACCGAACUCAAAGAACGUGUAGCUAAACUACAGUACCAGAAACAACUUCUCGUUUGUCAGGUGCUUGAGUUGGAAGCCAAUGAUGGAGCUGGAUACAGCGUAGAGAACGAGGAGAACACGAUACAGGAAGACGAAGAGCAGAGUCAAGUCGCGUGGCAUAUAACUUUCAUAGAGGAAAGACAACAGAUCAUAGAGCUUUGGCAUGUCUGCCAUGUCUCAAUCAUCCACAGGACACAGUUUUAUCUACUGUUCAAAGGUGAUCAAGCCGAUCAAAUCUACAUGGAAGUGGAGCUAAGACGGUUAACUUGGUUAGAACAACAUCUAGCAGAAGUAGGUAACGCAACUCCAGCUCGAAUUGGCGAAGAACCUGCAGUAGUAUCUCUAUCAUCAAGUAUAAAAGCAUUGAGAAGAGAGAGGGAGUUUUUGGCGAGAAGGGUUAACUCGAGAUUGACGACUGAGGAGAGAGAGGAGCUGUAUAUGAAAUGGGAUGUGCCAUUAGAAGGGAAACAGAGGAAACUACAGUUCGUGAACAAGCUAUGGACAGAUCCUUACGACUCAAGGCACGUGCAAGAGAGUGCAGAGAUAGUUGCCAAGCUUGUUGGGUUCUGUGAAAGUGGUAACAUCUCUAAAGAGAUGUUUGAGCUCAACUUCGCUCUGCCUUCAGAUAAAAGACAGUGGAACAUUGGUUGGGACAACAUCUCUAAUCUCCUUCAUCUUUGA
Molecule: messenger RNA, 2943 nt
Organism: Arabis nemorensis
Lineage: Eukaryota; Viridiplantae; Streptophyta; Magnoliopsida; Brassicales; Brassicaceae
Source: the annotation of a GenBank genome assembly